This is a messenger RNA of Bicyclus anynana (squinting bush brown), 2133 nucleotides long. Its product is annotated as transcription factor Sox-10-like. The record is from RefSeq and is a predicted model, not a curated record. Gene Ontology annotation, biological process: regulation of DNA-templated transcription; anatomical structure morphogenesis; cell differentiation. Gene Ontology annotation, molecular function: DNA-binding transcription factor activity, RNA polymerase II-specific; RNA polymerase II cis-regulatory region sequence-specific DNA binding. The transcript is spliced from 3 exons. NCBI's taxonomy places the organism in Eukaryota, Metazoa, Arthropoda, Insecta, Lepidoptera, Nymphalidae. The coding region runs from base 50 to 697 and encodes 215 amino acids.
UCGGUCGCACGCGCACGUCUCGCGUCGAUAACACAACCCGCUUUCCGUUAUGUCGGCGAUGAUGAGCUGGGAGCAGGACCACGAGCGGGGAGACAAGUUGGAGAUCAACGAAGCGGUUGCGAAGCUUCUACUGUCAUUCAAUUAUGACACCAUCGUGGCUCAGCCUACCAAGGGUGGUGGUUGCAUGCGGCGGAAGCAUGUGAAACGGCCGAUGAACGCAUUCAUGGUGUUCGCGCAGGCGAUGCGACGGCGUCUAUCCGAGCAGCGACCUUCGCUGCACAACGCUGAGCUCAGCAAAUCCUUGGGCUCCAUGUGGAAGAGUUUGAGCAAUAAUCAGAAGCUGCCCUUCAUUAAGGAAGCCGAGAGACUACGCACCCAACACAAACGCGAGUACCCCGACUACAAAUACCAACCUCGCCGCCGCAAGCCGCCACCAGCGACCACAACGAGACUGAAGCGAGAAAAGACCCCAGAGUUAGACUUCUCACGCAUCGAAGUGGACGGAGCACUAUUAGCAGAUGGGCCACCAGACGGCGCGGAGCUUGACCAGUAUCUGAAACCAGCACCACUGUUAGACUACCAUGAGAUGCAACCACGAUACGGCCACAGCUUACAACACCCCCCAGGAUUAUACUCCCCCCCUAUCCCAUUACACCCGCCAUGUGGGGAAUGGUCACAUUACCAGGGACAUCCCUAACGUGAAUAUUACUAGAACUUGAAGGGUAACCUGUAAUAGUUACGAAGGAAAAGUGUCAGUCAGUGAAGUUUUGGCAUGGUCUGUAUACACUGUAUAGGUACUUACAACAAAAAAUAUCGAUGACCAUUGAAUCAAAUCAAUAAAAAAAUACGUUUACCUCAAUAUUUUUUACCUCGUCUCGGCAGAAUCUAAGAUUUUCCGAACCGGAACGGUUUUGGACUUUUCAGAAGUGUGUGUAUAAAAGCCUCGUAGAUCGUAAAAUAGUGAUAAUAAAUUUCUUGGAUAGGAUGCCAAAUAAAAUGAAAAUAAUUUUAUAGUAGGUAUUCAACAGAAGCCUUACUUUGCAAAAGUUCACAAUUAAAUAAUUGAUUAUUUUGAAUAUUCUCCGCGAAAAACCGACGUAUCUUUACAACAUAGAUCCCACAGAUAAUCCUCUGCAUACAUUAAAAUCCAAACCGGAGCAUCCUCAAGGGAUGUUGACUUCGUAAUGUUUAAUUGCGAAGUAUAUUUUUAUGUAUGUACGGAGUGUAUAUAAACCUUGCCAAAGCUUCAUAUAAAUAUAUAACACAUAUAUUGUUAUCGCGAAUAAACUUUAAAAAUAGGUCAUAGUUGUUUCCGAAUAUCUAGUUGGUAGGUUUGUAAAUAUGGUGGUAUCGCCACAUGGGUCUUAAAUCCCGCACGUGCGUUUAAUCACGCAAAGCAAACAUUAGAAAAACAUGUUGAUAUCCAAGAUUGACAUAUCUUUCUCGAUACAAAUGUAACAUAAUACUGGGGCUGUACAAAAAAAUUACUAUCAAAAUGCCGCGUCAUUAGUUUACGCUAUUAUGUUAUGGUUUGCAACUUCUAGACAGGCUACACCUAUAGGUUUUUCCACAGUUGGAACAAGUGAUAUCUAAUUAUUUUUUUCAACUUAAAAAAAAGCGCCUAACUCUGGGAAGUUCAAGUUCAUGAAAAAACCCGGGGUGGAUCAAUGACAUCCCGUAAAAAAAUCUCAAUCGCUUUAUGGUAAGGUAAAAUCUAUUUGUAUUUUUAAUUAAAAUUGACAAUAUUGCUACUCGCUAAUUUUCAUACACAAAAAGCAAUUUUCAUGUAAAUAGGUAUUAAUAUAUUGGCGAUAUUUUAGCGGUUUUAAUUUUAUUUUGUAAUUUUAGGCUCGAUAUUGGUUUAUUAUUUUUGUAGUUUUUAGCUUUUUAAAUAGGUACUAUAAGUUCUAUUCUCUAAGUCUAUGAUGUAUUUUAUAGUUCAGUUCAUGAAAAAAUCAUGAAACACCUCAAAACCCAAAGUUAAUUGUAUUUUUCUAUAAAUAAUAUAAUUUCCAUAAUAUACUUAUAGGUUUUAAUUUCUAUAUCCUUUGUUCUUUUAAGUUAUUAUUGUGAUUAAUUAGUUAUGUAAUGUUAAUGUUAUUUUUAAAAAUAAUAAAAGUUUCGAAGGAAUUA